This is a messenger RNA of Hylaeus anthracinus, 2954 nucleotides long. RefSeq names its product cell division control protein 6 homolog (gene Cdc6). The transcript has 4 exons. The record is from RefSeq and is a predicted model, not a curated record. Gene Ontology annotation, cellular component: nucleus. Gene Ontology annotation, molecular function: DNA replication origin binding; ATP hydrolysis activity. Gene Ontology annotation, biological process: DNA replication initiation; cell division; mitotic DNA replication checkpoint signaling. Bases 580 to 2220 code for a protein of 546 amino acids. Lineage: Eukaryota; Metazoa; Arthropoda; Insecta; Hymenoptera; Colletidae.
GCAUUAACCUAAUUAAUAUAAAGCAUACGUAACGAAAUACACAAAUUUUAUUAACACACAUCGUCUAGAAUAUUAAGUAAUGCUUGUGUAAUAUUUUUUUUAUGCAUUAACUUGAACGAAUGUGUUACAUUUUAUAAAUACGAUUAUUCCCGCGCAAAAUCCACGUUCGUUGUUUCGUUCCUAUUUCAUGCAUUCCUUAUGGUUAAGAUUCCCUCCAAUUCCCUCGGUUUCCCGCGUUUAAAGCAACUUCCCGCGAAAAGCCGCGACAGACUACACUUGUUGCGCGACAUUGAGAGAUAGUUCUUGGGUCAGUCUGUAAUAAAUAAAUCGGGAAAUUUAUUUAACGAUUUGACAUUAACGAACUAACGUUAAUAAGCGUUCAAUUUAAAAUACGUCAGAAGAAUUUUGAAACGAUUAUAUCGCGAUAGAUGAACGUGUUGUAGGUUAAAGAAUAAUACGGGAGAUGUCAAAAAGUUUAUAUUAAAAACUUCGUUUAUUAAGUGAAGAAAAAGUUUUUUGUGUAAAGAAUCUAUUUUUUACUUGACGAUAAAUCGAGUGGCUUAACAAAAUUAUAUAAAAAUGACGAGUAUUCAAACGAAAAUACCAUUUAAUAUACGUAAAAAAAGUUCGUUUUAUGGAAUCAAAAAUAACGUUACAAAGGAAGAUUUUACUGACGCAACUGCUAGACAAUCUUCGUAUACGUAUACUCCUAGAGUUAAAAAGAUCAUUACCUUGAGUAGUAGCGAAUCGGAUUCGGAUUCAGAUGUGGAAAAUGCGUCGAUAGAAAAUAAUGUGGAAAUAUGCGGUAAAGGUACUGUUGUUCGAACUCCACGUUGUAUUCGAAAAUCUGGCGAAUCCGAUGUAAAAAAUGGCUCCACACCCCCGAAACAAAAGAGGGUAGAAAAACCAACAACAUCACCCUCUACGCCAUCUUCACUUUUAGACAAGUUAAAUUUAAUAUCCCCUGACAAUGAGGAUAAAUUAAUUCCUAAAAGAUUGUUUGGUUCUGAAAAAUACCGUAGUGCACGGAAGGCUUUACAUAGUUCAGUACCUGAAACUUUACCUGGUAGAGAAGCAGAAUUAGCUAAAUUACAAGAAUUUCUAGACGAGCAUUUAAAAACUGAAAGUUCAGGUUCUUUAUAUGUCUCGGGACCUCCAGGGACUGGUAAAACAGCGUGUCUUUCAAAGCUUACUAUGCAACCUAAAUUUAAAUCACAGUUUAAAGUGGUUUACAUUAAUUGUACAACCAUGAAAUCUGCUGUUGCUAUUUAUACAAAGAUCAUUCAGGAGUUGGGACUGCCUAGUGGAAAAUAUCCCAAAACUAUCAUUGAAAAAUAUUUGGUCUCCAAACAUAAAAUGUUACUCUUGAUUUUAGAUGAAUUAGAUCAACUAGAAAGCAAGAAACAGUCUGUUUUAUAUUCUAUUUUUGAGUGGCCAUCAAUGCGUAAUUCAAAACUACUUUUGGUUGGCAUUGCUAAUGCCUUAGAUUUAACAGAUAGGAUAUUGCCUAGAUUACAAGCUAGAUGUGAAAUGAAACCAAAGUUGAUGCAUUUUCCACCAUAUUCGAAACAACAAAUAUGUGAUAUAAUAUCUAAACGAUUAAACGAAGCAAAAGUACCUGAUUUGUUUACUGGAACUGCAAUACAGUUGUUAGCUGGAAAAGUUGCUGCUGUUUCUGGUGAUAUUAGAAGAGCACUGGAUAUCAGUAGAAGAGUAAUAGAGCUUGCAGAAUCACAUAAGUUAGCUCAAGUUUUACAACCUACAAACAACAAUGAGUCAAAUACUGGUAGUCCUAAAAAACAACAACCUUCACCAGAGAAGCCAGCAGAUUUAAUGGAUGUCAUUAAAGUUUUAAACGGUGUUUAUGGAGGAUCUCAGAAUAUUGAAAAAGAAGAAAGUACGUUCCCUUUGCAACAAAAAUUGUUAUUAUGUUCUUUCUUACUUAUUUUAAAUAAAGGACGAAACAGGGAUGUAACUGUGGGAAGACUGCACGAAGUAUACAGGAAGGUCUGCAAGAAGCGAAAUAUCCAUGCUGUCGAUAGUUCGGAAUUUGUAAGUUUAUGCUCACUGAUAGAAACUAGAGGUAUUUUAAAACUGACAAUUAAAAAGGAGCCUCGUUUAUCGAAAGUUAGUUUGGAAUGGGAUCAAGAAGAAUUGGAUGCUGCUUUACAAGACAAAAAUAUGAUGGCAGAAAUUAUGAAUGAUGUAACUUGUUUAUAAACAUGUUUAUACAAAUUUACGUUACGUUAUCAAGCAGUGUUUAAUGUCAGAAGGAGUAGUAUAUUUUUAUAACAAUACGUGACAAAAAUUUCAUAAUAUGUAAAUUACGCAUGAGCGUGUUUAUUUUUUUUUUCUACAAUUUAUUGAUUGUUUAAUCUCGUUUAUUGUUUGCGACGGAUGCUGUUUACACAGUAAUUUAUUUAGCACGAAAGCAUUAUCCAAAGUUUAAUCAUUAUAAAGUGUUAAACUUCCGUAAAUUUUUUCAAAAUAUUAUUUGUAUUGAAGCAAAAUGCGUUUUCGUUUAGUAUUUUAUUUUGACGAGUACUUUGUUAUUUAUAUUUUUAAAUAAAUGCAUCAUACUUUUAAUUUUAGUUCUUGUUAUUUCAACCCAUUGACGCGUAGGAAAGAUAGACGUAACGUUUGUCUGUCACUUAUAUGCAGAAUUGUGAAUGACUUAUGAUAAGUUCCAUCAUAAUGCUUAAUUGUUACUUUAAUUAAAUUUUAUCACAUACAGACAUGCGCAAAAAUUCAAAUAUAAAUGGUGCGCGUAGAACUGCCAUCUUCUGGCAAGCGUCACGUUUGUGAAAGCGCUCUUCAUGCCCUGAAUCCUUGAGUGCUUGAGUAUUCUGGUGUGUUCUUUUCGAAAGGGUAGUAGUGAAAAGACUUGAAAUUAUGUCUUCGGUACUUGUGCCUGAAAUUCCUGCACCUGGAUUUUCUUUUGACCUUUGUCAAAG